AUGGACAGCUGGACAUCUCUGCAGCAUCCUGCGAGGAGAGACUCCCACAGGGAGGAGAGCACAAGAAGAGACUCAAACACUAAGCAGGGCCUCUCCUUUCAUCCGAUUUUCUCGGGAGGCAAGCAAAUCAACGCAUUCGCUGUUGAUCGAAGCGCGCACUACGUUGCCGUGGGCGGGACGUCGCUGCACCUAUGGGACCUUGACGUGGCCAAAGAGAGGGAGAAGGAGGAGAAGCAAUAUGUGCACGUGCCUAACAGCCGCGCGACUAGCGCUGCCUACUCUGUUCUCCGGUGGAACCCACACCACUCGACCCUGGCAUCUUCGGUAGGUACGGUGGUCUCGGUGUGGAAGCUGGACGACCGCACGGGCAACCUCAAUCCUCACUUGACUAUUAAGGGAGCACACAAGCGAGCGAUCACGGACCUUGCGUGGUCCCCGUUCAAGCAGCACACGCUCGCAUCUCGCUCUGCAGAUGCCGAGAUACCCAUUUGGGAUGUGCGCACGAAGACCCUCAAAGUACACUGCCUACAGGGCCAACCGGGCCCGGGUUUCAUCAAGUGGAACAGGCUCAAUUCUUCGCUCGUCGCAUCCACUCACAACCGCGAAGUUCGGAUAUGGGAUUUGCGGUUAAAUGGUCGACCACAGAUCUGGGAUAUCUACGAGCCGAGAACAGAGAAGGAGAAGAUUCGCACAGGAAUGCCGGUCGCAUGUGCCCAGUUCACCCCGUUCGGUGAAGGCGUGCUCACAGUGGGCCGAGGGGAGCGAUGUAUGCAGCUGUGGAGCCUCUACGACCAUCUCACCCCCAUCUACUCGUUCCAAGGACACUCCGAGACCAUCGAAUCUUUCGAGUGGAGUGUCAAGGAGUCUACGAAAACAAACAGCCAGACCUACGGGCUCGUAUCAUUGGCCAAAGAUUUCACCUUGAACGUGUGGUCCGUGCCCAAGUCGCUCCAGCUUGUGGAGGUUGUUGACGCACUCCUUGGGCCCACGCAUGGCAACAAGAACCUCUGCAAGUUUCCGUCGACGUCGCGCAGCCAAGCCGAGCAAUCGAAGACGCGCUCAGAGGAGCAGGAGGGCCGUCGCGCCGCCAGUGAUGGCGAAGAUGAAGAUGAGGAAACCAAGAAAAAUCUCAAGCGGCGCGCGAGCUACAGCCACGUCGACUCUGCCAGCAGCUCCCUCGGCGAAACUGAGUCAGUGAACCAGUACGGAGGCAAGCUCGAUCUGAAGCACGAGCUGAGCAUGAUUUCCCAAAAGAUGAGUGAUGUUGAGGAUGUGACAAUCGAGUCGGCCAAUCCCAUCAACCGUCGUGCUCUACGACCUGCCGGCGACUGGUCUCCCAUCGAUGUCCCCAUCCACUCGGCAGCCCUCGCCACGAACGCCAAGCAAGAUCGGGAAAGCUCAGCUGCUAGCAUAGAAAGCGGCAUGGCCGAGGACAUGAUCAAGCAGGAAGAGGCCAAGGCGGAACGGAAGGUGCUGAUUCGGAUGCAGAUUGCGUUCCCGAGCUUCUACCCGCACGCUCAGCCCUCGUUCACGUACCUUCCCGGAACGACGAUCGACCAAGAGCGACAGAUUCUGCUGAAGAGGACAUUGGCCCACAUCGCAACGUUCUAUUCGAUGCGCGGCCACCCGUGCCUGCAGAAGCUGGUGAUGAAACUCGUCAAUCUGCAGCGAUCGCUCGAUGCCGAGGUCAAACUCGAACAGCUGCAGAAGCAGAUCGUGAUGGACCAGCAGAAGGAGGUGCACGAGACGGUUAGCGAAGGCCAACAGAGCCCAGAGGGUACGACGGAAGUCCCUCGGCCGCCGGACGUUGCAAUCGCCGCGGAAUCAGCCACCCGGGAGGAAGUGGUUGCCGGGAUUGAAAAGGAGGCGGCAGCUGCCCCAGCCGCGCACAUGGCCGGCAGCACCCAGGCCCGUCGACAGCGUAGCCCCUCGCUAACCAUCUGGAACAAAUUCUGGGCCAUUGUUGGGCCUGACGACCAGGAGACCGAAGCGGACCCCACCAAAACGGACACCGACGGGCCGGCUGCCACCGGUCAAGUCGAACAGAGGCAACAGAGGCCUGACGAAUCGCACCCGUCGCCACUGCCAAAGGCGCACGAAAAUGAGGACAAGGAGAACGUCGAGGAGACGCACAAGCCCAUGUGGAUCCCCGGCAAAACGAAGAACGCGCUGUUUGGCAACGUCCAAACGAGCGAGCCCGGACAUUGGCGAGCGAAAGUGGACGACCAUGCACGUCAGAGCUUGGAGAUGCUGAUCGGCUCGCUCGACGUCGAGAUGAGCCACACCUCCAACCUCCUCAGCCAAAGCGACUUCCAAAAGUUCCGAGACUGGGAACUGCUCUACAGCACCAUGGAACACGGAAUCUCGCUCCACACCCCUACGGUCAUUAUCAUUGAGGACAGCAAGAAAUACGUGUUUGGCGCGUUUGUAACCGGCACGUGGGACGCUCUGGGCAAGUACUCCGGCACUGGCGAGAGCUUCCUGUUCACGUUAUCGCCCUACUUCAAGGUGUUCCCUUGGACAAGAGCAAACUCACUCUUUAUGUGCGGCGCGCCUCACUCGAUGAGUAUCGGCGGAGGGUCGCAUGUGGGGCUGUGGCUCGAUGAGGACUUCGAAUUCGGCAGCUCGUGCCCGUGCGAGACGUACGGCAACGAGUGCCUGGCCUCCGGUCGCGACUUUGAUUGCGUGGUACUCGAAGCCUGGGGCCUCUGA
This is a messenger RNA of Acanthamoeba castellanii str. Neff, 2712 nucleotides long. Its product is annotated as TLD family protein. The record is from RefSeq and is a predicted model, not a curated record. Bases 1 to 2712 code for a protein of 903 amino acids. Lineage: Eukaryota; Discosea; Longamoebia; Acanthamoebidae. Gene Ontology annotation, molecular function: protein binding. The transcript is spliced from 25 exons.